This is a messenger RNA of Mucor mucedo, 2319 nucleotides long. Its product is annotated as Hsp90 protein-domain-containing protein. The record is from RefSeq and is a predicted model, not a curated record. NCBI's taxonomy places the organism in Eukaryota, Fungi, Mucoromycota, Mucoromycetes, Mucorales, Mucoraceae. Gene Ontology annotation, cellular component: mitochondrial inner membrane. Gene Ontology annotation, biological process: protein folding. Gene Ontology annotation, molecular function: ATP binding; ATP-dependent protein folding chaperone; protein kinase binding. The coding region runs from base 161 to 2260 and encodes 699 amino acids. The transcript is spliced from 7 exons.
AUUUUAUAAACUUUUAUGAAAGAAAGCGUCCCUUCUAACCCCCCGGCUACUUUUUCCUUACAUUUUUUUUUUCUUUGCCUUUCCCAUUUUUAAACUCCUUUCAAUCUUAACUACCCUUGAGGUCGCCACAAUUUUCUUCUUUUCCAUUUAAACAAUAGAAAUGCUCAAGCCAUUGAUCCGCUCAACUGUCCCUUUUAUCAAAGCUUCUGCUCGCAAAGUUGCUUCUAGACAAGUAAAUACAGCACUGUCUACACCUGUCAUUGCUCGUACUGCAACCACCGCUUCUGGCUUUGCUGCAUCAAAGCUUGUUUGGUCAAGAGCAUACACUACAGAUAUAUCUGAGCAUAAAACUGAGGAUCAAGAAGUCAUCACCAGCAAUGAAGAAGUUCAUGAAUUUAAGACUGAAACAAAGCGUUUAUUAGACAUUGUUUCCAACUCUUUGUAUUCCGAGAAAGAAAUUUUUGUUCGUGAGCUUAUCUCCAACGCCGCCGAUGCACUUGAAAAACUUCGUCAAACACAAACUGUGGAAGCCAAUGUAGAUAGUGGAAAACCUCUCGAGAUUAGAAUUACUUUGGACAGAGAGAAGAAUCAGUUUGUCAUUCAGGAUUUCGGUAUCGGUAUGACAUUGGAAGAAUUAAACGCCAAUUUGGGUACAAUCGCCAGCUCUGGAUCAAAAAAGUUUUUAGAAAAGAUGGAGAACGAAGGUAGCAGCGGCAAAAAAGAAAGCAUCAUUGGCCAAUUCGGUGUUGGUUUCUAUUCAACAUUUAUGGUAGGUAACAAGAUCAAGGUCUACACCAAAUCUGCCUUCCCUGAUUCUAAGGGUUAUUGUUGGACCACAGAUGGCCAAGGUUCGUACACUGUCGCUGAAGCUGACAAUGUCGCCGUUGGUACCAAGAUCGUUAUCGAACUUCGCGAUGAUGCCAAAUCCUACUCGUCAGAACUCGAAAUCGAUUCCAUCAUCAAGAAGUACUCCAACUUUGUUGGAUUCCCCAUUUAUUUAAACGGUAAAGAGGUCAAUGUCAUUGAUGCGUUAUGGACCAAGGAUGUCCAGUCUGUGACAUCGGAAGAACAUCAACAGUUUUAUCGUUUUAUCGCCAAUGCCUGGGACGAUCCCCAAUACACCUUGCAUUAUAAGACUGAUUCGCCUCUUUCAAUCUCUUCUGUUCUCUAUGUCCCCGAAAAGCACAUGGAAUUAUUAGGAGAGCAAACCAAACCUGGUGUUUCCUUGUAUUCCAGAAAGGUUUUGAUUCAACCAGAGUCUGCGGGUAUCUUGCCUCAUUACUUGCGUUUUAUUAAGGGCGUGGUUGAUUCUGAAGAUAUCCCUUUAAACGUCUCUCGUGAAUUAUUGCAAGACAAUAUCUUGUCUCGUCUUCGUAUGGUCAUGACUAAACGUGUGCUUAAAUGGCUCGAUAAUGAAGCCAAGAAGGAUCCCAAGAAAUACGAUGAGUUCUUUUUAGAUUAUGGACAAUUCAUUAAGGAAGGUGCUUGUACUGAUGCCAUGCAUAAGCGCGAUAUUAGUAAGCUCUUGAGAUUCGAAAGUUCAAAGUCUGAGAACCACAGCAUGAUUAGUUUAGAGGAUUAUGCCGCUCGUAGUCAAGAAGGUCAGAAACGUAUCUACUACCUGUUGACUCCCAAGCGAAAGUAUGCUGAAGAAAGUCCUUACACUGAAAUGUUUAAGAAGAAGGGUGUUGAGCUCUUAUACCUCUAUGAGACUGUGGACGAGUUCGUUGUCAACCAUUUGAAGGAGUUCCAAGGUUACGAUCUUAUUUCGGCUGAUUCGCCUGAAGCUGCCAAGGACCCGUUAUUGCAAAUGGAGCGUGACCAAAAUGACCUUUCUUUAUCAGAUACCGAUGCCCAAGAUCUUGCAAAGUGGAUUGAAACUAGUUUAGGUGAUGAAGUCGUAAAGGGUGUUGACGUCUCUCGCAGACUCAAUAGCUUCCCCGCUAUCGUACAAGAACAUGAAAGUCCUGCCAUGAGAAAGAUGAUGCAAAUGAUGCAAGGUUCCGCAAAGAUGGACGAAACCCCUCCUACACCUACUGUAUUAGAAAUUAACCCUGACCAUCCUGUCAUGAAGGGCUUGUUCAAUAUUCGUAACCAAAACCCCGACUUGGCAAAAUUGGUGACUGAACAAAUUUAUGAUAAUGCUUUAUGUGCUGCUGGUGUCUUGGACGAUCCCAGAUCCAUGAUCACUAGAUUAAACAAGCUUUUAGAAAUCACUGUAAACAAGUCUGUAGAACAAGACAAGAAAGUCAAGGCCUAAAAUUAGAUUUUUUUUUUCCCUCAAGUAUAUAUAAAAAAUAAAAAAAGACUGUAUAAAUG